UUUCCCCACCGGAUUAAUGAAUACUGACCCUCAAUUCCACUUCCCGAAGAUAAGGAAGGAGAAGCUCUCAGGGACUCUAAAACAUGUACCCUUGUUUGAGUUCAUAUCAGACAAAGUAAAUGCGCGGUGAACUAUAAUCCGUGGAAAUUCACACUGAAAUACAUUUGUUAGGGUUUAAGGUACUAGCUACCCCUCUGGAAAUUGAAAAAUGCUUGCGGCCAAUCCCCGUCAACCCCGGGAAAUUCAAACUUUGAAACCGUUGAGGUUCUCGGCCAAUCAGGAGCGGAGGCUUUUCCUAUAAAUGCUGCCGCCAAGGGGCUUUCUUCACACUGUUCGGUCUGCGUUCUGAGAAUCUUGUGUGCGUUCUUGGCGUACUGCGUGAGAAAACAGUAUGGCUCGUACCAAGCAGACCGCUCGUAAGUCCACUGGAGGAAAAGCUCCUCGCAAGCAGCUGGCUACCAAGGCUGCUCGGAAAAGCGCCCCUGCCACGGGUGGCGUGAAGAAGCCUCACCGCUACCGCCCUGGUACCGUAGCCCUGCGGGAGAUCCGCCGCUAUCAGAAAUCGACUGAGCUUCUUAUUCGCAAGCUCCCUUUCCAGCGUCUGGUAAGAGAAAUUGCUCAGGAUUUCAAGACUGAUCUGCGCUUCCAGAGCUCCGCUGUCAUGGCUUUGCAGGAAGCUAGCGAGGCUUACCUGGUGGGCCUCUUUGAAGAUACCAAUCUGUGUGCUAUUCAUGCGAAGAGAGUCACCAUCAUGCCCAAAGACAUCCAACUGGCACGCCGUAUUCGGGGGGAGAGGGCUUAAUUUCCUUCCCACCAGUGCUGUUCAAAGCAACCCAAAGGCUCUUUUAAGGGCCACC
This is a messenger RNA of Hemicordylus capensis (graceful crag lizard), 857 nucleotides long. Its product is annotated as histone H3. Gene Ontology annotation, molecular function: structural constituent of chromatin; DNA binding; protein heterodimerization activity. The transcript has a single exon. The record is from RefSeq and is a predicted model, not a curated record. Gene Ontology annotation, cellular component: nucleosome. Bases 392 to 802 code for a protein of 136 amino acids. Lineage: Eukaryota; Metazoa; Chordata; Lepidosauria; Squamata; Cordylidae.